UCCUGUAACUCACUGACACCAAGAUGUUUUAAGAGUGUAUCUGAUGCGUGUCUGAUCUAGGACCACAUACGACACUGGCUAAGGUCUGAUUUGAAAUGAUCCAGCAAUUGGGAAAAGAAUCAGAUCUGAAUCAGAUAAAAAUUGUUGAUCGACACUGACGCUGUUUCUAAUCAUUGCAUGAGGCGCGCAGUAGGUUCUCCUGGAGUUCCAGACAUGUUUGGAGCUGUGUGUAAUUGUUUCAUGUGGCGUCGUGUGUUCUUUAUAUCGUGUGUGUUCUUUCCUUUUCUUUAAUUCUGUGUUUGAACAGUUGAUCGUGUAGCUUCCUGUUUGUAGGAGGACGGACACAGUAACGUAGCUCUGCUGAUCACGCCUGCCUCGUGUUCUCUAUAUAAAGUCUCCGACUCUGAGACUCUUCUGCACUCGUCGUUCAGUGAACAUUGUUGUUCCUCUUCUACGUCUGCGUCCAUCAUGAAGCUCCUCAGUGUGGUUCUCCUUCUGCUUCCACUCUCGAUCUGUUUGGCUGAAGUCGUGAAUGAUUUUACUGAGAGCUGUCCAGGGUUCUUCGCUAAUCCGAAUCAUGUCGUUUCUCCUCCUACGGGUUUUAGUGGGAAUCGCUUUAGACAGAUCUGUCAAACUCGAAAUAAUCAAGCUGAAUUCGCGACACUUUAUGACACGGAGAACAGGAUCCCAGUUUACUCAGCAUACAGGUUUACCAAACUAAUGGGCUGUAAAAGAAAUGAUAAGAACAAAUGGUAUAUUGAACCUCAGCUGGAAGAUGGAAACUUGUGGCCAAACAUGUCUACUGAGUCUGCUGUGAGAAAACAAGGUGUAAGGAUAGUUAAUCAGGCUGUGAAUGCCGAUUACUCCGGGUCUCGCUUACAUAAAGGACACCUGGCUCCAGUUCUCCAUGCCAACUCACAGGAAUGUGCUGAUGCCACCUUCACUCUGACCAACGCUGCUCCACAGAAUCCAUCAUUCAACAGCGGGAAGUGGAAGGUGACAGAAAGAGAAAUGGCUUAUGUACUGAAUACAGAUUGCACUGAUGAAGGCCUGCGUGCAUUUGUAGUAACUGGGGUUGUGCCGGGUAAUAAUAUAAUGAAUAACAAAGUGCGAAUUCCCAGUCACUUUUGGACGGCAUUCUGCUGCCUUGAUAACAAUAAUCAAACCAAUUGCUCAGGUGCAUAUAUUGGAGAAAAUAGUAAUGAUUUUGCACCAUAUCGGAAGAGCGUGCUGGACGUGGAGACAGAGUUAACACAGCUGUAUGGGGAACAUUUCCGUAACAUCAUUCCUUUCAAAUUCCAGUUUUUUGAUGGAAAAUGCUAUACAGAAACUGAAAGGGCACGAAAGCGUAAAAAGUCCGGCUGUGAGACAAAUAAACGUCAAAAAUUGUAAAGAAAUUUAAAGCAGUAACUGUGUUGAACUAGUGGAAAGUCCGAGUGUUGAAUGGUUUCAGCGUCUGUCCUGUAUGUUUCCCAUUCAGUGGAACAACUUCUACACACAUACACUUAAAAAAAUGAAAACUAAUCAGAAAUCAGUCAUGUGUUGAUUGACAUAUUGUUGUACUUUUAAUCAGUUUAUUUCUGUCACUAAAUUGGGAUCAGAUCAUUUAUCAUGAAUCACUGAAUUGCAGUUGGAUUUUCUGCAGAAUUCUACAUCAAUAAAGAGCAUCCGAUUAAACCGUGUCUCCUCUUACUUACUGCCGUAUAACAUCUGGAGCAUAGCUAUGGGACAUUAACACUUAUUACUUAAAUGUACACUAGAAUAUCACAGAUAUUUUCUGGAGAGAGAGAGAGAGAGAAAAAAGAUCUACAAACAUCUGGACAUUCAUUUUUGAGUGAUUUUUUUUGUUUUGUUUUUAAAAACCUUAGAUUUCGGGAGGACUUAACUGACUGGUUACAUACAAAAAGUUUCUGAAUUGGAAAUAAAUCAUGAGGUAUUGUGCAUUUUAAUAAGAGACAACAAAACAAAUUCUGGGAAAUCCCCACCCUGAGUUAAAAAAAAGCUCAAGAUUAUUAAAAGGAAAAAUGCCCCCCAA
Molecule: messenger RNA, 2035 nt
Organism: Ictalurus furcatus (blue catfish)
Lineage: Eukaryota; Metazoa; Chordata; Actinopteri; Siluriformes; Ictaluridae
Product: endonuclease domain-containing 1 protein-like
Exons: 2
Coding region: 469-1392 (307 amino acids)
Molecular function (GO): metal ion binding; nucleic acid binding; hydrolase activity
Source: RefSeq, a predicted model, not a curated record